CUAGCCAUCAGUCUUCCAAGCUCAGAUCAAUCAUUUUAAACACCUGACACACUGUAAUUGUCACUGUGGACUGCAUAGCCUGGAGGCUAUUAAAUUAGACACCUUCUGCAGCACUAGCACUGGGAUCUAAAUGGAACGCAUGUCUCUUUUAUUCAAGCCGGUGGACAAUAGACAGGACUGCACUGUAUUUUACAUGAAGCAUUAGGAGCCUUGAGAUGCAUGGCAUCUAUUCAGAACCAGUGACUGAAAACUGAAUUGCCUUUGCUAGUGGAUAUUUUAUUCGGUGACUUUUUUUUUUUAACCCAGGGAAUGUGAUAUCAAGUCUGGUUACCAGAGUGGUAUCAAUUUUAUUACCGUUUUAUCUACUCAGAAGUCCGAACAACACAAGUUUAUAAUUUCAGCACCUGUAUUUUACAUUGACGCUUAAAAGACUUGAAACUGGGUAAGAUAUAUUAUAUAUUGCAUUUGCAGACAGAAACCAUGUUUGUUGCUUAUUUGUGUUUAGCCACACACACAUAUAAAUUACUCUUAUAUUUGUCAUUUAAUAAUUCAUUGGCUCCGGUCAACCUGGCAGAUUGAGCAAUUUAUACUGGUGUAGUGUUUCAAUAGCUUUCCAUGUGAGCUGACAGCGGAGAGGGACAGAGAGACGGUUGAACAGGCAGCUGGCAGGGAAGGAAAGGAGGGAAGUGGAGACUUUCCAGCAUUUGUUCGCCAAAACCAACAAGAAGCUAUGGCAAGCACUGGUCUGCAGUUGAUCGGCUUUACUGGCGCAGUGACCGGUUGGGUGGUGGGCAUCGCGGCCACUGCCUUGCCCCAGUGGAAGGUUACAGCCUUCAUCGGCAACAACAUCCUGACAUCGGAGGUCAUUUGGGAAGGGAUCUGGAUGAACUGUAUUUACCAGACCACAGGACACAUGCAGUGCAAGACCUACGACUCCAUGCUGGCUCUCCCAGCCGACAUCCAAGCGGCCCGGGCCCUCAUGUGCUUUGCUAUCUUCCUGGGCAUGCUUUCCAUCCUGUUGACCUGCUGUGGUUUGAAGUGCACCACAUGCGCCAGAGAUGACCAGUACACCAAGACAAGCAUCGCCCUGACUGGGGGCAUCCUAUUCAUAGCCACCGGCCUCUGCAUCCUCAUCCCAGUCUCCUGGACUGCCCACACCAUCAUCAGUGACUUCUACAACCCCCUGGUGCCCACUGCCCACAAGAAGGAGCUCGGGCAAGCCAUCUAUCUGGGCUGGGCAGCUGCCGUCGUCCUGAUCCUGGGAGGUGCCCUCCUCAGCAGCAACUGUCCUCAAAGUGAACGGGACUACAGGAGGGGCUAUGGCAGAAACCUCAUGUCCAACAGAGCAACGUCUCCCCCCAAGCCAGCUUCUGGAGGCAGCCUGCCCAUGAAGGAGUAUGUCUAAUGGGAGAACCUUCCGCUUGAACCCAGAAGGGGAGUGAGAGACGUGCAGAAAACAUGCCUGACUUAAUAUUCAUUCAAAACGAAAAUGAACAUUUGAAUGUUCUUUAAAUUUUAAUUACAAAAGGAAAAACAAAUUGUAGCACUAAAACGAACGUGGUAACCCAUCAAAUUACCUAUUAAACAAAGGAGAGAAACGCUCUGCUGUACAGUAGAAAGUAUGUUAUCUAUUUCAUAUGUCGUUAAUACAUGGGUUUUCGUUGAUACAGCAAUUUAUAAAUAUAUGAAAGAAUACCAACAGCGCCUUUUUUUUGCCACAGAACACAUUUCAGUGUUUGUACGAAUAUUCAAACAAAGGUGUGUAGCCUUACCGUUUUUGCAGAGCUCUUGCUAAAUUUAGUUGAAAUUGUUUGUAAUAUUCUAUGUGUGCUAUAACUUCCAGUUUCUCAUAAUUUUCUGCACCUCUUUAUUGGUGGUCGUAUUUUGUAUCAUAUCUCUGAACUUGUAAUAAGGUUUGAGUUUUGUUUCUAACAAUAUCUGUAUCCUAAUCCUACCACCGCAAAAAAACAAAACAACAUGCUGCUGAGGUUUGUUAUUUGCAGUAAUUGGUAGAAAUGAUUUCUCUUAAUAAGCUACGGUAUCAAGUUUUAUAACAAAGUAAAACUAUGAUUAAGAAGACAAACUUUAAUUUUCUAAUAUCUUCACUGGUUUCCAAUUGAGUUUUUGUUGUUGAAACAGUUAUGUGCUUGACUUGACACUCUCCCCAUUGGGCCAGAUGUUUGUGCUUUUGUGUUUGCUGUCCAGGAUUUCAUCUGCACCAAAGAAUACAAAAUUAUAUUAAAAAAAAAUACAGCUCAAAGAACAAUACGAUGGAACAAUAUUAUUCUACUUUCACUUUUUUAUGAUGUCAGUAAUCAUUGUAAAUGUUUCUUUUUGCAAUUACUCAAAUAUAUACAUAUAUAUUUUUUAUAAGUUCUUUGACUGGGAGCUCUGCAGAUGCUCUUCAGUUCUAGUUGUCUGCUAUAGGACAUGUAACGUAGACUAGCUAAGCCAAAGUUUCUUUCUAUUAGCAAGUGGCUGUAACAUCUGAUGCACUGCAGUGUAUUGCCAGCAAAACAAAAGGAAACUUGAUCCAAAGUGGCAGUACACUAGAUGGCGCUGGCUCUUACAUAAAAAGACAUUUAGGCUAAUCUGGCCAAUGUUACAAAUAUCUAUGGCAGGUGAACUGAAAGUUUUUUUUCCUGAUUGAAUAGCAUCCACGAUUAGCAGCCAAUAAUUAAUAAAGGCAUUCAAAUAGAUUUGGAGCAUUUGUCACUGAAUGUAUUACUUUUCUUUUAGUAUUUCUAUGUGAUAAAAGGCAACAACAUUUCUCAGGCUAUACUGUUGCCAAGCAAAGAAUGGCUUUGUUGAAUGUGAAAGUGACCUCAGCUGUGCAAUACCGUCCAAAACCUGAACACCUACAGGUCAGAGUCAAUUAUAAACUGCUUUAGCCCAAGGUGCAGUCAUAACUUGUAAACUGUUCUGUGGUGUUGUCAGUGGUCCUGUGUGUCUGACCAAUGGCCUUAUUAAUAAUAUACACUCUUUGAGUAGAUGUUGUAACACAGUGUCCAUUCUCUGUACUCGAAUGGCAUCAUUUUUUUAUUGUCUCUUAAAUGUGUUGUACCUUGCCGAAA
Molecule: messenger RNA, 3074 nt
Organism: Acipenser ruthenus (sterlet)
Lineage: Eukaryota; Metazoa; Chordata; Actinopteri; Acipenseriformes; Acipenseridae
Product: claudin-4-like
Exons: 1
Coding region: 731-1405 (224 amino acids)
Biological process (GO): bicellular tight junction assembly; cell adhesion
Cellular component (GO): plasma membrane; bicellular tight junction
Molecular function (GO): structural molecule activity
Source: RefSeq, a predicted model, not a curated record